Molecule: messenger RNA, 2550 nt
Organism: Spathaspora passalidarum NRRL Y-27907
Lineage: Eukaryota; Fungi; Ascomycota; Pichiomycetes; Serinales; Debaryomycetaceae
Exons: 2
Coding region: 1-2550 (849 amino acids)
Biological process (GO): intracellular sterol transport
Cellular component (GO): cortical endoplasmic reticulum; endoplasmic reticulum membrane; endoplasmic reticulum-plasma membrane contact site
Molecular function (GO): sterol binding; sterol transfer activity
Source: RefSeq, a predicted model, not a curated record
AUGAACAUAACCACCCUGGAUGAGCACACAUUACCAGGAACAUCGACACCCAAACCAGCUCCAAUCCCUGAAGAAGAUGAAACAGCUACAGUGGGGCCACCUUCUAAGUCAGAAUCUACUGGAUUCCUUUCUUCUCUUUUAUCUGCUGCAGCAAACAAAAUUUCCUCUAGUGCUGGUUCACUAGAGGAAACACCCAAGAAGAAGGACCAUUCAUUUUCAAACAAGUUAGACACGUGGCUUAAAGCAUCUAAAAAUGAUAAUGAUAUAAAAUCAACGACGGAUGGCGAUCAAGCCAGUUUGAAUGACAAGCCCAACUCACAUAAUGAUGGCGCUUCAAUUAUAUCUGCCCUGGAUGUUCAAUUUGCACCAGUUAGAGAAUCACCCUUGAAUACCCUUGGUCAUGGAGAAUUGUCACUUGAUGACUUUGAGGCGAAAGAUCAAGCAAUGGAUUUGCGAGAAAUACUACCUUCACGUCAAAACUCCACCCGUUCAACCGAGCGUCCUAAGCGGGAAUUAAGCCCGGAUAUGAAUGGCCCACCUUUAUCAUCACAAUCCCUUCAAGUAAACGGAAGAAGAAGAGCAAUGUCUUUAGAUAGCAAUAAUACCAGCAGCAAUGGUCAACAUUCUGAACCUGAAAGAUCAAAGAGCUUAUCAGAUUCCAAACUGGCCAAACUGACUAUCAUCGAAGAUUCUGAAUUGGAAGAUAUUUCUCUGGCCGAACAGGAAGAAAUUGAUAAUAUAAUUGACUAUUCUAAAAAAUUAAAACACGCACUGAAGAAACGAAACAAGGAAUUCCAUCAAGUGUUUAAGAAGUUGCCCUCAGCUGAAAAGCUAAUUGAUGAUUUUAGUUGUGCUGUUUCCAAAGAUAUUCUAGUCCAGGGGAAAAUGUACCUUAGUGAUCACUACAUAUGUUUCAAUUCCAAUAUAUUAGGAUGGGUAACCAAUGUCAUUCUACCAUUACAUGAAGUUAUUCAAAUUGAAAAGAAAUCUACGGCAGGGUUAUUCCCCAAUGGGAUGAUUAUACGAACCUUGCAUCAUAAAUAUGUGUUUGCUACAUUUUUAAGUCGUGAUAGUACAUUUGAAUUGAUAACCAAUGUUUGGCAUCGAGUGUUACUUGAAAAUUCUGAUGUUGAUGCAAGAAAAACUAUCAGAAGAGCCAGAGGAGAUACACGAGCUUCCAAUCUUUCUCAUUUAGUGAGUAAUUACGAAGACAGCGAAGUCCUUGAUGAAUAUAUUAACGAGGAUGAUGAAAUUGACGGAUCGUUCCUUGCAUCUAGUGAUAUAAAUCAGGAUGGAGAUGUUCUAUCUUUAGCUGAUGUCAAUAGAGAAGAUGAUGAUGUUGAAGUCGCAGAACCUAACAACGAUACUACCGCAGCAGCAACCACCGAUUCUGCAAAAUUAUUCAAGGGAUUGCCCAUUGUAGGACCACUGACUCACCAUCCCACCGAAUCCAAUUACACUAAACAAUCAUCAGAUGUGUUUAUUGCAGAAGAAAUCUUCAAGGUUCCACCUGGGGUGAUUUUUCUACUUUUAUUCGGUCCCGAUACUGCAAAGUACGCGUCAAUAUUAAAAGAUCAGAAAAAUAUCGAAAUUCAAGAAUCAUCAAUCACUGCAUUGGACAAACAAAACAAGGAACGUAAUUACACUUAUGUAAAACCAUUGAGUGGACCUAUCGGGCCUAAACAGACCAAAUGUAUAAUUGCAGACAAAUUGGUUGAGUAUAAUCCAGAGAAGUAUUAUGAAGUUGAACAAACUACCCAAACACCGGAUGUCCCCAGUGGUAAUUCAUUCAAGAUUAAAACCAGAUUUAUUUUAACAUGGGCCGAAAAUAAUCAAGCCAAGAUGUAUGUAGUCACUAAUAUCGAAUGGAGUGGUAAGUCAUGGAUCAAGGGGGCUAUCGAGAAAGGAAGUAUUGAUGGUCAAAAGGAUUCAAUGAAAACAUUAAUCGAAUCAUUGAAUCAAAUGAUCAACCAAGGCGAUAAGAAGGUAGGAAAGAGAAAGAUGACCAAGGGAAGAAAGCUCACAGUUGUUAAACGUGAAAAAGUCGAAGAAGAAAAAGUUGAAGCUUUAGUUCAACCUGUUGAGAAAUCAAUUGUUGAAAAACUUAAAGAUUUGAUUGAAUCUAUUGGAAAAUUGGUUCCUAUUCCAUAUUUAAGCAGCAGCAUUGUUGGAACUAUCAUGAUUUUAUUGGGAUUUAUGCUUACGGUAUCGGUUUUUAAUAGAUUAAGUGGCAGUGGAAAACAAUAUUAUAAUGUUAUUGAGUACAUGCCAUCUUCAGCUUAUACAGGACGGAUGAAGAUUAAUGACCGGGAAUAUAUGGUCGUUUCAUCGGUUAAUACCAAUUUGAAUAACGAAGAAAAGAUUAGACAACAGGAAAUUUCCGUGUGGAACUGGUUAAGCGAAAGGAGUGAGGGUAAGGUAAAGAUAUCAUCAAAAGAUUAUGAUUUGGAUGAGGAUUUGAAGACAAAAUAUAGUGAACAGGAGUUGAAGGAGCUUGUUCGGUUAACACAAUUGAAAUUAGAUCGGUUAACCAAGGAAUUGAACUUAUAG